This is a messenger RNA of Clunio marinus, 252 nucleotides long. The record is from the annotation of a GenBank genome assembly. NCBI's taxonomy places the organism in Eukaryota, Metazoa, Arthropoda, Insecta, Diptera, Chironomidae.
AUGAUCUUUGUGGGUUUUGGGGUGGUCGCUGCUAUUCAAUCCUUUCAAAAGCGGCGUAAUAAAGCGCAUAAUCGACAGAUGCAACAAAUACCACGAUCUGAUUCUCAUUUAUAUUUUAUAUCACAAAAAAGAGUCUUUCAUUGUUUUUUAUACGCGACUCAAACAUCCGUUCUCAAUUAUUUAAAAGUACGAAAACGCCGCAUGUCGACAACGUCAGCUGUAUGCUUGAAGAAGGCACGAGCCGACUUUUAA